GAGAUUCCGGAAGUUACGUUUUUGUUUUGAAUAUACGUCACGUAUUUUCAGCCAAAGGCGGCACAGAGCCGACAUUUGAAAUCGUAGGGCUAGCAUCGAGCUCUCUGCUAGCAUACGACUAUAAUAACCUGAAUUUCUACAACAACCAUGGCGUAUAACCAUCAUAUUUUACAACAUGCAAAGUCGCGGUUUGAAUCUCCUGUUAAGGUAUUUGCCAAGCUGAAAUCCAAAGUGCAAAGAGAAGAGCUCUGCGCGAAGGACGGGAUUUUCAGCGACACGGCUAACGAGUCAUUGUAUGGAGAGAAACAUUUUCUGUCGCCCAGGAAGAGAACAGAGAGAACAGAGAGCACCUGGUUGACAAAUGAGCUGAAGGAGAAUCAGAGGGUCGGUUCCUAUCGGGAUGAAGCGCAGGUUUUGACCCUCUCUCCUAUACCGAGUCCUCAGGCAGCCUGUGGCCGUUCUUAUUUAGACAUCCGCAGCAAACCUGUGGAGGAAAUGCCUACAUGGCUCGGAUACACGCCAAGAAAGAGACCCUUCCUGGAGUCCACAGCUGUGUCUCACCCCCUCUCUUUGUGCAACCGAACAACGCAGAGUCACAUAGAAAAGCCUCAGACGAGACACACAGAUGGUUUCAUGGUGACCAGCAGCAGGACUCCAGUUAAGAUGCACCCACAGGACAAGGACUGUGUGAGGGGUGUGUUUGUGGAGGCAUGUGCUCCUCUUCAGUCUCAGGGCUCUAUGUUUUCCCCCAUGAGGAAAAGGCUGAGGAAGAGAAAAUUGGAACACCAGGACUUUAACAAGGUUAGCAAUGACGUUUUUAGUCAGCCUCAGCAGGGGAAAACCGCCAGUCCUCUGAGUGAGGAUGACAGCGACGCUUACAUGGAGGAUUUCAAUGAUGCUGGAAGAUUCUCUGCUGACAAACCAGGGAUGAACUGGUCCACUAGUGAAGCCAUGUUCCCACCGAUAUCUACAGCUGUGAAACGUUGCCAAGUGCGUUUACAAAAUAUCGCCCCAAUGUUUCCAGCCAAGAUGUUUGCUUACUUGAAGGAGAGGGAAAAUAAAGCUGAGCGAGAAGUUAACAAAGUCAGCAGCAGCACAAGGGAUCUCUUUAAUGCGGGUAAUUCCCAUCGGUCCAGAGACACACGUCCCCCCGCGACUCACGAUAUGGGCGAGAUUCCUGCCUUUGUGGGUCCUGUCCACCAGUCCAGUGAGGAGCCAGCUGACAGCCAAUCAGGCACAGAUCCCUCUGAACACGUCCAAAGCCCUGCUGAGCCGUCACUGCCGGUUUUGCUUAUGGACCCUCUAGUAUUCAAUUCACCAAGGAUCUCCAUACCAAAGAAACACUCAGCUGUGUUCAAGCGAAACAACUGGCCUGAAACUGUAAAAAUCCCCUCUAGUGUGAUUCAUCUCAAAAAGUGGUAUCUCGGGAGGAAUCAUAAGGGACUGUUUGUUGAGGGGAUCCACCAGAAGGACAACAUACCGUGGAUCAGUACCAACGUCGUGGAAAGGGUUAAUAAGUCUGUUUUGAAGACCUUCUCUGGCAGGGUUUACAUUUUGGUUGGCAAGAUGAACUUUGGCACUGACUCUGGGUUUCCCAAUUGGUUCUUGAAGAACUUUUUAAAUGGCUUUCCUGAAAACUGGAAAACACUUUACGAGAAGUUUCUGUCAGAGAAAGACCGAGGGACGACGAGAAGCAGCGAAGGACGAGGCAUCAAGUCAAAGACAAAAUCUGAGUCUUCGUCCGUCAAAGUGUCUGUGAAGCAGCACAGACCAAAACCUCCAAAGAUGCCUGCUUCCUGUCCUCCUGCGCCCUCAUCCUCUAGGCAAGUGUCUCGAAGUGGUCGCGUGAUCAAGACCCCUCUGGAGUAUUGGAAAGGAGGGAGAGUCAUUCUGGAUGCACAUAUGAAUGUUACCAUCCAUGAAUGCUAUGAGACCUCCAUCUGCAUCCCUAAGGUCAGUACAAGAGUGUCCGAGAGGCCGUCUAAGAAACCUGCCCCUGUGUUUCUUCCGUGUGCUGAAGGCAAACAAGAGGCACCAGCCCUGCUGAGGAAGGUUAAGAGUCAACCUCGUAAAUGCAUCAAAGCCAAGGUUUACCCCAAAGAGCAGCCCUGUUCUUCACCAGAGCCUCCCGGUGAGACACGGUUGUGUGUGGACACUGUCCUGCAAAAACAAAUGAAACCUGAAAAAUCUUCAACAAAGAAUUCAAUGAAACAGACACUUGAAGCCCCAGAACCUUCAGUGAGAGUCUUGAGGCGCACACAGGCCGUUUCAUCAUCUCCACAAUCUCCCUCUGAUUACACUUCAGAAGACGACGUUUUCUUAAGGAGAACAAAAAAGGAUAAAGAAGCACCCCAGAAUCGAGGGAGGCAGAAGGUUCUUAACAAGUCAAGGCAGAGCCACAGGUUCCCGUCGAGUUCGUCAUUGGAGUCCUCUGACGAGAUCAAGAGGAAAAGUAACGGGACAAAAACUAACCGUGUUGCACAAACACAAAUAAUACCAACACAGAGGGAAAACACCAAGAUAUCUCCAAAACCGCUGCCUAAAACGACCAGCAAGAAAGAGAAGAAAACGAAAAACAGCACACAGCCUCAACAAGAUGAAGAUGAAGCCGAGUGGACAGAGGCGGAGCUGAUGAAGCUACGACAGGCUGCGUCCUACUAUCCUAAAAGCAUGACGGGUUACUGGGCUAUGGUGGCGAGGACAGUUGGAACACAUUCCGUAGAGGAGUGUCACAGGAAGCUCAUGUGCAGCGUCACCUCAGAGACUCCCGCCAAGAAACCCAGCAAAUCUAGAAAGCAAAAGGUGGAAGCGCCAAAAGAUCAAGAUCGUCCUGUGAUAUCAGCUCGUGUGGGAACGCUGAAGAGAAAGCAGCAGGUGCGUCAGUUCCUGAAGGCCAUGCCCAAAGAAGAUGUUGAUGAUGCUUUCAGCUCUGAAUUUAUGCAUCACCAACAGUUUGAGAUGCCCUCCAUGUGUCCGAGUGAGGAAAAUGACUGUGCUCUGUCAGAACAAGAGCCCCGGACCCCGGGGUCAACAGGUUUCCCCGAGGCAAAGACUCCCCAGUGUCUGGAUGUCAGGCCCGACAUGAUCGACUCUCCCAACACGACCAAUGAUGACAAGUACACAUUCCAACUCCAGAAGAGGAUGAAAAAAUAUCAGUAUAAUCUUUGCAAACAAGCUCCGUCCUCAAAGAACUUCACACCAUCUGCUAAACGAACAAUGAGAAGAUGUGGUAACACAGAAAAUGACACCUUUUUUGUUUGGGAGAUGUUCCCGGGAAACGAUGCAGCUCAAAGCGACAGCGGAGAGGAAGAGGAUUUUUACUUUUCAGACAACUGAUUUAAGAAACUUUAAAAUGUGUUAAAAAUAAAUCUCAGAUCAAUCUUGUUAAUAAUAAUCAGGGGAACAGAAUGGAGAUUGUAGUUGAAGAACAUGCAGUGCUGUGUAAAUAGAUUCAACAUAUUUUUGUGUUUUUUUUAACAAAGUUGGAAAUUGUUAUGAAAUUAGUAUUUUGCAAAAGGCCUUUUUCUGCUCCUCCCAGCAUAUUCCUGUAAAUAUAGUUUUGUUCAAAUUUCUGGUCCCUGGAGUCAUUAACUAUCCUUUAAAUAAACAUUACAAAAUCA
Labrus mixtus (cuckoo wrasse) is the source of this 3620-nucleotide messenger RNA. RefSeq names its product MIS18 binding protein 1 (gene mis18bp1). The transcript is spliced from 16 exons. Bases 148 to 3336 code for a protein of 1062 amino acids. The record is from RefSeq and is a predicted model, not a curated record. Lineage: Eukaryota; Metazoa; Chordata; Actinopteri; Labriformes; Labridae.